AUGGGGUGCUGUGGCUGUAGAGGUCGCACCUGUGUCUACUGCACUAGCUGCGGUGGCUGCGGUGGCUGCGGUGGCUGCGGUGGCUGUGGUGGCUGUGGCUGUGGUGGCUGUGGCGGCUGUGGCAGCUGCACCACCUGCAGAUGCUACCGCGUGGGCUGCUGCUCCGGCUGCUGCCCCUGCUGCUGUGGCUGCUGUGGGGGCUGCUGCAGCCGACCCAUGGUCUGCUGCUGCCGCCGCACCUGCUGCUGCAAACCCUGUUGCUGCAGCUGUGGCUGUGGCUGCGGGAAGGGCUGCUGCCAGCAGAAGUGCUGCUGCCAGAAAAAAUGCUGUUGCUAG
Molecule: messenger RNA, 336 nt
Organism: Sorex araneus (European shrew)
Lineage: Eukaryota; Metazoa; Chordata; Mammalia; Eulipotyphla; Soricidae
Product: small cysteine and glycine repeat-containing protein 5-like
Exons: 1
Coding region: 1-336 (111 amino acids)
Source: RefSeq, a predicted model, not a curated record